AUGGCCCACGGCCUCCCGGGCCGCGCAGGCCCGCUUCCGGCUCUGCGCACUCGCGUGCGCGCGCGCCAGCCCCGGCUUCCGGCGGCCGCGGGACGAUCCACCGUCCUCACGGCGCGCGAGGAAGAAGAACGUCGACUGCGGUUCGAGCACGGGCGGGCGUAUUUAAGGACCAGGAGCAGGUUGUGGGAGAUGGACGAUGUGCUCAUCCAAAUAAAAACCCAGCUGGAGGCCUCCGAGGAGGCCCCGGAUCACGUCCAGCAUCCAAAUGGGGACGCUGACGAGAGAGUGUCGGAGUUGUGCGAGAAGGCCGAGGAGAAGGCGAAGGAGAUCGCGAAGAUGGCAGAGACGUUGGUCGAGCUUGUCUGGCGGACAGAGAGAAGCGAGUCGUCUUGAAGGAGAAUAUCGCAGAAGGUCACGAGCUAGCGGGAGCUGGGUGGAAGUCUCAGUGUGGCCGGAAGCACGGUCAAACAGCCUCUUGUAAAAAGGGUAAUAUUCUAGGAGCAAAUCCCCCAUUUUAUUGCCUCAGAAAUUGGGCACUGGGAACAAAGUGGGGUCAGGUUGCGUGCUGGUUUUGUUAGGUGUUAGUCUAUUCUCUUUUUCUGUGGCACCUCCCUUUCCCAGUGGUAAUUAGAGAAAAAUGAAGGUAACUUCAGGUAUGUUUUUUGUGGACCAUAGAAGUCAAUUCUAAGGCCGGGCGCGGUGGCUCACGCCUGUAAUCCUAGCACUCUGGGAGGCCGAGGCGGGCGGAUCAC
Lemur catta (Ring-tailed lemur) is the source of this 752-nucleotide messenger RNA. RefSeq names its product Morf4 family associated protein 1 like 1 (gene MRFAP1L1). The record is from RefSeq and is a predicted model, not a curated record. Lineage: Eukaryota; Metazoa; Chordata; Mammalia; Primates; Lemuridae.